Molecule: messenger RNA, 1674 nt
Organism: Cantharellus anzutake
Lineage: Eukaryota; Fungi; Basidiomycota; Agaricomycetes; Cantharellales; Hydnaceae
Exons: 2
Coding region: 358-1674 (438 amino acids)
Biological process (GO): lipid metabolic process
Source: RefSeq, a predicted model, not a curated record
GUAACCUUUCUUUAUCCAUUACAUAUAUUUCUUCCAAAUAUCUUUCACCCGAGUCAUUAGUACGGUGUAUGCCGAUAGGCACAGAUGGCGCACUUUAAAAUGAAAUCAUCCAUCCAUCCAUCCAUCCAUCCAUGUACCCAGUGUAUCCCUAGCCCUGUGAGUUUCAAGUGGCCAGGGGAAUCUUCAUUCACCGGAUAAUCAUACUGUCCUCCAUUCGGGCACGGGCACGGCUGGCAGCAAUCCCAAAACAUCCGCUCUAUCGGCCGUCGCCACGCUAUCCUUGACGCCUUCACACACACACAAGCCGGUUUUAAUCAGAACUCCCUUGGAGUCUGGCCAGGGUCCCUUUCCAGCAACAUGUCUGCCACUCUUCUGGUAGCACAUUUGCUGCUGUUCUUCGGCACCUUCUCGUUGACUUACAAGGAUGCGGUGUGGGGGAAAUUUGCACGUCUUGCUGUCGCCCCAAUCUUGAUUCUUGCGACCGCGAAGUACGAGUAUGAAGGGAGAGAGACAGUGAAGACUAUGUAUUUCAAACCUGUUUUGAUCUCCAUCAGGGCAGCGAUGACUUGGAAUCACAUCUUUAAAGCUAUCGAUAUGUCUUUGGUUAGCCUAUACGAUGAGUCGCCGCCCAUGUUGGUAUCACACGAGACAGGCCAGAAAGAGCCUCUCCCUAAGACCUUGGGGGGUCGUUUCAAGUACACCUUGGACCAGUUCUUUGUUUGUUCCGGGGCAAGCUUCAUAAAUGGGAAACACUGGGAUUAUUCACCAUUUCAUGUGGCCAACUACCGCUCUCCAUUCGUUUCAAGGAAAUCCUUCAUCCUUUCGGCCGUUAAACGAGCAAUGUUCCAUUAUAUUCUUGUCGACGUUGGAGAUACGUUUGUGAAGCGGCACCUUACCUUUAACCUAAAUUCUCCUAAUCCCAUCUUGGACCUACCGCCUUGGGUUCAAUGCGUCACUGGGGUAUAUACGGCGGUCUAUCUGCAAUCCGUCCUCUCCAUUAUCGAAGCAAUUCUUGGAAUCAUUCUCGUCGGUUCAGGACUUUCGACUGAUUUGAACAAUUGGCCGCCUCUGUUCAACCAAACGUUCUUAAGCCCGUCGAUUUCAUAUUUUUGGAGUCGGGGUUGGCAUUCAAUUAUGCGAAGGAGAUUCGAGAGAUCUUCUGUGCCAAUACUUGCAUUGUUUGGCCUACAAUCGUUGAGCAAAUCCCGAGGCCAACACAAACCUGGCGAGGGGGCAGCGCUAGGCCAUCACUUCAUAACGGUCAUCUUUGCUUUCUUGACCUCAGCAGUGCUCCAUUCCUUCAUGGUUCGACGGAUCUACGAAGUUUCUGGCGGCUCUGUUGACAGAACCUCCUGGACUCUGUUCCAAUUGUACACUGAAUUCUUUUUCUUUGCGGUACAACCGCUAGGUAUCGCUGUGGAUCGUGUCUUUGCAUCUCGGGGUAAUUCCUCGACGAUCAAGUUCGUUCGGCGGAUAUGGGUGUGGACAUUUAUGGUUUGGACAAGUCGAUGGAUUUCAGACACUUUUGCGAAGACUUAUACAUGGCAUGGUAAGGAAGUUUUCGUGCCUAUUAGUGUCGUGAGGGGUUUCCUGUAUGGGGAUUGGACGGGGCAUGAAAGCGUUAGAGUGGCUUUCGAGAGGCUAGAGAUGGCAAGCAAACGUUUUGGAUCUUAA